This is a messenger RNA of Brassica rapa (field mustard), 2848 nucleotides long. RefSeq names its product GATA transcription factor 11. Gene Ontology annotation, cellular component: nucleus. NCBI's taxonomy places the organism in Eukaryota, Viridiplantae, Streptophyta, Magnoliopsida, Brassicales, Brassicaceae. Gene Ontology annotation, biological process: regulation of DNA-templated transcription; cell differentiation. The record is from RefSeq and is a predicted model, not a curated record. Gene Ontology annotation, molecular function: sequence-specific DNA binding; zinc ion binding.
GAAGCCUUGUUCGGAAACUCGCUAAGCAUGCUUCACGUACAAACCUAGCGAUUUAUUGAAAACAAGGAAAAAAUCGUGGAGUACGCAGAAAAAUUUUUUUUAUACAUACACAUUUUAUAAAUAUAAUAAAAAAAGUUGUAUAAUACAAGUUUAUGAAGAAUACUAAAAGUCAUAGAUUUAUAAAUACAUACCAAUCAGAUCACAAAAUAUAAUCGUACUUCUUUUACUUCACAACCAUUACAAAUAGUUUAAUAUAUUUUAACUAUAUUUAUCUUUAAACUAUCAAAACUAAAAUUAAAUAAAUUUUACUAUAAUUUACGUAAUAUAAUUUUUAAUAUAAAAUAAUACAUGCAAAACAUAUUAAUUAAGUGUAAGAAAAAAUAUAAUUAUAAUUAAUUGUAUAAUUGGGUCUUAUGGUUGAUUGGACUUGUGAUAAAUAAAGAAAUAAAUAAAAUAACGUGGUUUUCUUCUUCGUUUGCUAAUCAUCCAACUCAGCCAUAGAAAAAGUCUGAAAUCACCACCAAUUACACGUCGGGUUAUCCACUUCCACGGUCCAGGCGGACACAAAAUUGGACCACCGCGUAAGAUCAUCCAUCUGCAUGAACUCGCCAUGCUCCAUCUCCGAUUCCCGUUUUCUCUCGGCCACGUAAUCAGUGAUGUGGCCGAUUUUUAGAACAGGGUUUUUAAAGUAAUGGAUAAUUGGAUAUGUAACACCACAAAAGUUGGAAAUUAGUGAAAUAUUUUUAAAUAAAAGAGAUAAAUUGAUUUUUAUUAUUUUAAUUUUAAACUGAUCAAAGUAGAUAUAUGUGUAUUUUCUUUACGCCUUCACAUCGUUUGGUGUUGUCUACGUCGUUAAUCUCUCAAAUGCGUCGGCCUAUAAGUUUGGAUCAGUCUUCCAUUUGAUCCAUGUGGUCGUGGAUGUUCGACCUUACUUAAACGAAGCUCAGGUUACCAGUGUCACCGCAUCGCUUGACUUCAUUUUUCUUGGGAGAUCUGAUGGUUGUCUCUUGCUUCCAAUUUUUUAUGUCUCCUUAGGAACCAUCAUCAGGUAGAUUGAUUAGUCUCUCAACUUGAUCAUGUUUCUUCACUUCUCUUAUCAUCAUCAUUUGCCUUGUAGGUUUUAACCAGGAGUUGUGUGAUGAUGAAGGGUUUUUACGUCGAUGGUGAUUUGUAAGGCAAGCAGUUAUUAGAAAACAAUUUUAUCUUUUACUUUUUGUUCAUAUAUAUACUUAGAAGAAAGAAAUAAAGUACUCUUUCUUUUAUAAUGCGCAAUAUACAGGGGCAUAUGUUGCAGUCAUGACAGAUUUAUCUAUAUCAGAAUUUCAUGUAGUAUAGCUGUCGAUAACUGUGAGAGUAUUAUUUGUCAGUGAUCAUUUUAAAUUUGUUUGAUCAUCCAUCAUAUAGUGAGACCCACAUCAUUCCAAUGGUUUUCUUGUUUAGAAUUCAACGCGAUUACAGUGUUUUUCAUACACUUUACUUUCUCUACAUCAUGCAUAUCGCAAUAUUCCAUUGCAAGGGAUACAUUAAUUAUGACCUUCUAUGUUGAAUUUGAAUCUUCCCAACUUUUUUUGAAUUGCAUAUCCUUAUUCCUUACUUUUGCAGCGAGAAUUGCGGGAUAUCAUAUAUACAUUCGACACAAUCUUGAUUUUAAAGGCCAAUGAAUUGAUAUCUCCAAUGUUGGCCCAUAAAUCUAGUAACAAUUCUGUAAUCCCUAAACCCCCAAAUUCAAACAACUUUAGAUUCUCUCUCUGCUUCAUCUCGCGCUUGGGGAAUGCUCAGCAGCUGUAACGCAAGGUUCGUGGCUCUCUCUCUCUCACUCACUCUUUCGUCAAGUGGGUGUGGACAAAUGAAUAACGGCGGUUCGUGGUUACCUGAAGAGGAAGAGGAGUUAAAGGGUCUGUCGGAAAACUUCUUUGAUGAUCUCAUAACUCUGCCUCUUGAAGAGGACAUGGAAACGGGCGAUGAUGAUGAGGAAGGAGAUUGGGAUGCCAAGUUUGAAAACCUCGUGCCUCCUCCCUUGGAUCUGCUCACCAGCUUGUCCUCUGAGUUCACUCACGCUCCACGUGCUGGACUCCUCAGGAACCCUCUGCCCACUUUGAAGCAGUCGAGUUCUUCAGAAGUCUCUUCUAGCUCCCUUCCUGAUGUCAAACUCUCAACGCUAUUCCAGUCUUCAAGCGCACUCUCAGUCCUCGAGAACGCCGCCGCAGCCAAUGGUUCAGUCUCCUUCCCCGUCAAAGGCACCAGAAGCAACCUCCGCAAACGCCCCACACCGCCCACAUUCAGGUCCCUCAAGUCAUUUGCAUCAGAGAUGGUUCAGCAGUUUGCUCCUGAUGAUCCAGACUCCGAAACUUACCUCCCUUUUGCCAAGAAGAAACGCCAGAGGAAGAACAAGGACCAGUCAUCAGUCUCUGACAGUCCAGAACAGUUCAACGCAGAUGGAACAAUCCGCAUGUGCACUCACUGCGAGACAACCAAGACACCACAGUGGAGGGAAGGUCCAUGUGGGCCUAAAACGCUAUGCAAUGCCUGUGGAGUCCGGUUCAGGUCAGGCCGUCUUCUUCCGGAGUACCGUCCAUCGUCAAGCCCGAGCUUCAUCCCAAGCUUGCAUUCGAAUUCUCACAGGAAGAUCAUAGAGAUGAGAAGGAAAGAUCAAGACUUGCAACCGGGAUGAACCCUUUACUGUUAGAGAUUAUAUGGAGAGAUGUAUUCAAUAUAGUUUUUGAGAGGAUUUGAAGUAAUUUUGAUUUUCAAAAGAGCUUAGAUGGUUUUAGGUGCAUUAGGAAGUUGUUAUGAUCUCUCUUAUUAAAACAUUUUAGAAUCUAAUCUAAAAUGAUUUAGAUUUUUCUUA